AUGGCUGCUGGUGCAUCCUCUUCCUGUACAGCGGCUUUCACCAGAAACAACUCUCCCAAAACCAAUUCAACUUACUCCCUCACUCCUCAGUUCAAGAAAACCAGUUUUCAUGGGCUGUCAAUUGAAGACGCCAAAAGGGCUGCCUUUAAUUCUUUAGCUGCUGGGAGUGUCCGUAGCAGUUUUGGGGGCGUGGUUAGCAGAAAAAGGGGCCUUGAGAUCACAGCAAGGGCAGCUGGAGCUGCUAAGAAUAUUGAGGUUGAGGUUGACAAGCCAUUGGGCCUGACUUUGGGCCAAAAGCAAGGUGGUGGUGUGGUAAUCACAGCUGUAGAAAGUGGUGGUAAUGCUGCAAGGGCAGGGCUUAAAGCCGGGGACCAAGUUCUGUACACAAGCAGCUUCUUUGGGGAUGAGUUAUGGCCAGCCGAUAAGCUUGGCUUCACAAAAACAGCUAUUCAAGCGAAACCGGAUUCUGUGUACUUUGUUGUCAGCAGAGGAGCUGAAGUGGAUGUCAAAAGGCUACCAAAGCGCCCGGCCCCACCUGCUUUUGGCAGAAAACUCACCGAUGCUCAAAAGGCACGUGCUACUCACAUAUGUCUCGACUGUGGCUACAUAUACACCCUGCAAAAAUCUUUCGAUGAGCAACCGGAGGAUUAUGCCUGCCCACAAUGCCGGGCACCGAAGAAGAGGUUUGCAAGAUACGACGUCAAUACUGGAAAAGCCAUUGGAGGUGGACUGCCUCCAAUUGGGGUUAUUAUUGGCCUUAUUGCUGGGAUUGGUGGAGUAGCAGCUUUGUUAGUUUAUGGCCUUCAAUAA
Striga hermonthica is the source of this 810-nucleotide messenger RNA. The record is from the annotation of a GenBank genome assembly. Lineage: Eukaryota; Viridiplantae; Streptophyta; Magnoliopsida; Lamiales; Orobanchaceae.